GGCUGUGAUGGGUUGACAGGUGUGUGACAAUCGGAGCUCUCUGCAAGCAUGUACGCCAAAGGCAAGAGUAACCACGUACCGUCCGACAGCCAGGCCAGGGAAAAGUUGGCGCUCUACGUGUACGAGUAUUUGCUGCAUGUGGGGGCUCAGAAGUCUGCACAGACCUUCCUGUCGGAGAUACGAUGGGAGAAGAACAUCACACUGGGGGAACCUCCAGGAUUCCUGCAUUCUUGGUGGUGUGUAUUCUGGGAUCUCUACUGCGCUGCUCCAGAAAGGAGAGAGACAUGCGAGCACUCCAGCGAGGCCAAGGCUUUCCAUGACUACAGCGCGGCCGCGGCUCCCAGCCCCGUCCUCGGGAACAUUCCCCCAGGAGACGGCAUGCCAGUGGGGCCCGUCCCCCCGGGAUUCUUCCAGGGACCUCCAGGUUCACAGCCAUCACCCCACGCACAGCCUCUACCUCACAACUCAAGCCACCCCAUGAUGGGUCCCCACACACAGCCGUUCAUGUCACCCAGAUACCCCGGUGGCCCAAGACCCCCUCUCAGAAUACCCAAUCAGGCCCUGGGGGGCGUCCCUGGAAACCAGCCCUUACUCCCCACUGGAAUGGAUCCCACAAGGCAGCAAGGGCAUCCAAACAUGGGUGGGGCAAUACAGCGGAUGACCCCCCCGAGGGGGAUGGUCCCACUUGGCCCUCAGAGUUAUGGGGGAGCGAUGAGGCCCCCUCUCAACGCUCUGGGCGGCCCGGGGAUGCCUGGGAUGAACAUGGGUCCAGGAGGCGGCCGGCCCUGGCCAAAUCCCCCUAACACUAACUCGAUCCCUUACUCCUCAGCGUCUCCGGGGAGCUAUGUGGGUCCACCCGGAGGAGGUGGUCCACCCGGAACUCCCAUAAUGCCAAGUCCAGCAGACUCCACUAACUCCGGUGACAACAUGUACACUAUGAUCAAUGCGGUACCACCAGGCGGGAACAGGCCAAAUUUCCCAAUGGGUCCAGGAGCGGACGGCCCCAUGGCAGGCAUCGCUGGCAUGGAGUCCCACCACAUGAACGGCUCCCUGGGCUCUGCUGACAUGGACAGUAUCUCGAAGAACUCCCCUGGCAACAUCAGCAUGAGUAAUCAGCCCGGGACGCCUCGAGACGACAGCGAGAUGGGUGGCACCUUCCUCAACCCUUUCCAGAACGAGAGCGUACGUGAAAUAGCCUCCACCUGUCUGUCUGCGCACACGUACUCUCCAAACAUGACCAUGAGUGUGUGACUGACGCGGGGGAUGCUGGCUGCCGCAGAGUCCACGGCGACGCCAGGAGUAUGUGCUCAAGCUCAUUCUUUCUGCCUUCAUCUUCACUCCGAAGACAAUGGGUCCCGCCCUUCGUUUUUGCUCUUUCUUCCUUUGGUUCGGUUUUUUACACCGUCUACUUCACCAUUUUACUUCUACUCUGCAAAAAGACUUAAAAGACUGAACCAAACGUCAAGAUCCACAGAGCGAAAAGCGGCUCGGAAGAGUCUCAAUUGCGUCUCUAUAUUUAUAUAUUUGUGUAUAUAUGUGGCUAUGUAAGUCCCCAUACAUAUGCAUGUAUAUAGAAAUAAAGAUUCCCUCCUUGACCAUCAUCACAUGGACUGAGAAGAAUUUGGGAACCACGAAACAAGAGUCAGAAAAGCAUCGACACGAGAGCAGUGGAAACGGACUUAGACCUUUCGGUUUUGCAUUGUGCUUUAUUUGUGUUUGCGUAUUUCCGCCGUUUAGAUUUCCCGUUUCACGCAGAUGCGUUCGUCCCGUCCCGUGCUCACCGUCGAGGGAAGAACGGCGCGGGGCCGACUCCGCGCAACGAGAGACGUUUGUGGUCAAAUGGAAGAUGAAUGGGAUUUUAUCAGAUGCAUUUUAUCACGUGCGACAUUCACAUGAUGUAAAAAGCUUGUAAAAAGUACAAAGACUGCUAUAUGUGCUCAGACCUACAAUGACACCUGGAUUAAAAAAAAAAAAAAAAUCUGUCAGUUCAAUACAUAAGAAAACAUCUCUAUGACAUAAUUAAUGUGUUUUUUCCACUUAUAUAAUGUGUUUAUAAAAAAUGAACGCAAAGUGAUAUUGGUUUAGGUUUGUGCUUCAUUUCCGGUUUCCCGCAGCAUCCUCACUGGGGCGUUUCCUCACGGCUUCGGUGUCCGGCCGAGAAGCGUGUUCUGCACGUCCAGAAGUGGUUCUGUCGGAGACUCGGCCUGAUAGCCGGCGGUCCGUAGCCUCUGCUGCCAGCUACGCGGCACACGCUCUGUCGCGGCGGGUGUCGGGGCUGCCGCGCUCCUCUGCUCCCGUGCCCGUGGCGCGCCGGCCGAGCCCGUUCGCAAUCCCGUUCGCGCCCGUGCCGUCCGGGACGGGGGCGCCUUCCGCGGUCUCGCACCGCCGAAGGCGCCUCCCGGAAUUUAAAUCCGCAGCCUUUGCUUAAGAAGCCGGUUCCUUAACCACAGCUCUCCCUGCUGGCUCCGCCGUGUGCAACAUGAGCGCCCCCCCCCACAACCCUGCUCCAGAUCCACAGCGAGCUGAAGAAUCCCUCCCCCUCCGUUUCGUUGGCCAGGAACCGACAGCUCCGAGAAUCCGUCGAUGUUGAACCUUGAGGAAGGGCCGGGCUGCUGUAGGAAAAGCUCGUCUUCCCCGUCGCAGCGGAGAAGGGUUUUAGACCCAGCGUUUGUCUUUAUUUCAAUGUGCGUCAUCCGGAGAAACUGUGAUUUCUUUUCUUAACGUGUUCUUGGGAAUAGAUAACGAUGUCUCUUAUCAAAACCGUGGUCUACAAUAUAUUACGAUUAUUAUUUGCUGAACUUUUGUGAUUUUAAUGGUCUGUACUCUUUUUAUGCUGCAAAUUUCUAUUUUAUAGCUUCAGAA
This is a messenger RNA of Scleropages formosus (Asian bonytongue), 2862 nucleotides long. RefSeq names its product single stranded DNA binding protein 2a (gene ssbp2a). Gene Ontology annotation, biological process: positive regulation of transcription by RNA polymerase II. NCBI's taxonomy places the organism in Eukaryota, Metazoa, Chordata, Actinopteri, Osteoglossiformes, Osteoglossidae. Bases 49 to 1251 code for a protein of 400 amino acids. The record is from RefSeq and is a predicted model, not a curated record. Gene Ontology annotation, molecular function: single-stranded DNA binding; protein binding. Gene Ontology annotation, cellular component: nucleus. The transcript is spliced from 18 exons.